Messenger RNA from Anopheles funestus (African malaria mosquito), 1049 nucleotides. RefSeq names its product protein TEX261. The record is from RefSeq and is a predicted model, not a curated record. Gene Ontology annotation, molecular function: COPII receptor activity. The coding region runs from base 300 to 902 and encodes 200 amino acids. Gene Ontology annotation, cellular component: endoplasmic reticulum membrane; Golgi membrane; COPII-coated ER to Golgi transport vesicle. The transcript is spliced from 3 exons. NCBI's taxonomy places the organism in Eukaryota, Metazoa, Arthropoda, Insecta, Diptera, Culicidae. Gene Ontology annotation, biological process: endoplasmic reticulum to Golgi vesicle-mediated transport.
AUGGCCAUCUACCGAUGCCGGUUGCUGUUCGUCGUUUGUUUUGACUAGCCAACUGUCACGAUGAACUGUUCUGAUGGCAUUUUACUGUCAGUAUGAACGUGCGCGAUUGUGUGUUGUUGUUUACUUCAACGAAAGAAAGGAAUCUAAUUUCAUUACGCAUCACAUAGCCGAAUAAUAGCGCGAUUGAAUAGAACGAGAUGCUGACGUGAAAGUGAUACACCAAAACUCUUAACAUCCGUACCGUCCCGCUUGUUUUGAGCUCUAUUCUCGAAGUUGUACAUCAUAUUCAAUCUACAAUCAUGUCCUUCCUCGGGCUGUUGAGCUACGUUUCACUAUUGGUGCAAAUUUGUUUCGCUACCGUCUCGAUAGCCGCCGGACUGUACUACCUGGCUGAGUUGGUGGAAGAAUACACGGUCAUGGCAAAGAAAGUCAUCAGCUGGAUGGUAGGGAUAACUGCCUCGCUGUAUGUGAUAUUCAUCUUCACGGAAACCUUCUCCUGGACCAUGCUCCUCUGCGGACUCGGAGCACAAGUACUGCAUGGGCUCAUCCUAACCGACUUUCCUUACGUGCGGUUCCUUUCACCGGCAUUUAUCAGCGCAGUACUGCUGUUGGUAGCGAACCAUUAUCUCGCCUUCGUGUAUUUUCAGCUGCAGUAUCACACGUUUACGGAAGUGUUGGCAUAUUUUACACUUUGCCUGUGGCUCGUUCCAUUCGCAUUAUUUGUAUCACUUUCGGCCAACGACAAUGUGCUGCCCACGAGUAAUGAACGAACGCACUUGCUCGGUGGCAAUGACGAUGUGGUAACGAAUUAUUUUUCCAGCCGGAAAAAGAUGGGCCUUCUUUCGUUGUUCAGCUACGCCAAGGAAAGCCUACUGCCCGAGCGCAAUAAGAAAGCUUUUUAAUAUGUGCGUUUAGUUUCCCGUGAUUUCGGACACUUAUCCUGUUUCUGUAAACAUGCAUCCGACUUGUAUAUUAUUUCUAUUUAUUAUGAUACAAAAAACACAAUAUAGGAAUAAUAAUUAAAAAAUAAAUCAAAUACCAGUCAAUUA